AUGCGCUACAUCGCCUCGCUCCAGAAGAGAGACCUGUCGCUCGUCGACGCAAUGAUCCCGCUCGGAUCGUGCACCAUGAAACUCAACUCGGCCACCUCGAUGAACCCGCUGAGCUGGAAAGCCUUCAGCUCGAUCCAUCCCUUCGCCCCGCAAGAACAGGCCGCCGGGUACAUGGAAAUGAUCAAGGAAUUGGAGGCCGAUCUGAGCAAAAUCACCGGCUUUCCUGCUAUCAGUUUGCAGCCCAACUCGGGCGCCCAGGGUGAAUACGCAGGUCUAUCAGUCAUCCGCGCCUACCACCAUUCGCGAGGAGACCAGAAGCGGGAUGUAUGUCUGGUGCCCGUCAGUGCGCAUGGGACCAACCCGGCCUCGGCAGUGAUGGCAGGCAUGAAGGUCAUCCCGGUCAAGACGACGAAGGACGGCUCGCUGGACCUCGAGGAUCUGUCGACCAAGGCGGCCAAGUACCAGGACCAAUUGGCGGCGAUCAUGAUCACUUACCCGUCGACCUACGGGGUCUUCGAGCCCCAUGUCCAAGAGGCGUGCGAGAUCAUCCAUCGACAUGGAGGCCAGGUCUAUCUGGAUGGCGCCAACAUGAACGCCCAGAUCGGCCUGACCAAUCCGGCCAAAUGCGGCGCCGAUGUCUGCCACCUAAACCUGCACAAAACCUUCGGGAUCCCGCACGGAGGAGGCGGGCCCGGGUUCCUGCCCAGCCAUCCGGUGAUCGACAGUCGGACCGACAAGUAUAACUGUGGCGGGAAGACCGCGACGGCUAUCCAGCCCGUCUCCUCCGCCCCCUGGGGGUCCGCUUCUAUCCUCUCCAUCUCGUGGUCUUAUAUCAAGUUGCUCGGCGGCGCUGGACUCACUCUUUCCUCCAAAAUCGCCCUCCUUAACGCUAAUUAUUUGGCUCAUUCGCUCAAGAACCAUUUCGACCUUAAAUUCAAAAACCAGCACGGGCUUUGCGCCCACAAAUUCUUGAUUGAUUUCUCGGAGUUUGAGAAGAAGUACGGGAUCAAAGUGAUGGGCAUCGCGAAACGGCUGAUCGACUACGGCUUCCACCCGCCGACGUGUUCGUGGCCGCUGUCGACGUCGAUGCUGAUCGAGCCUACGGAGUCGGAGUCCAAGGCAGAGCUCGACCGGUUCCUGGCCGCCCUCAUCUCGAUCCGCAAGGAGCUCGACUCGGAGCGCGGCCGGGUCUUCAUCAAGGCCGCGCCCUUCGACCUCGACUCCGCCUUCAACCUCGCCGCCGGCGCCCAUCCUUCCGCCCUCCUCGACCAGGCAAAGGACGCCACCGCCGACCGCGCCCAGAUCGUCAAUCAGGCUAUCUACCCCGUCGACACCCUCAAGAAGAACAAGUUCUGGCCCUCCGUCGCCCGCGUCGACGACACCUACGGCGAUAUGAACAUCUUUUGUACCUGUCCGUCCGUCGAGGAAGUCGCUGGCUCUGCGGACGCCGACUCCGACCCCGUGAUCGAGCCCAAAAACUAA
This is a messenger RNA of Puccinia triticina, 1482 nucleotides long. RefSeq lists its product as uncharacterized. Gene Ontology annotation, molecular function: glycine binding; pyridoxal phosphate binding; lyase activity. The transcript has 7 exons. Gene Ontology annotation, biological process: glycine decarboxylation via glycine cleavage system. Gene Ontology annotation, cellular component: glycine cleavage complex; mitochondrion. The record is from RefSeq and is a predicted model, not a curated record. Lineage: Eukaryota; Fungi; Basidiomycota; Pucciniomycetes; Pucciniales; Pucciniaceae. Bases 1 to 1482 code for a protein of 493 amino acids.